CACUUUUGUGGUGAUACAUAAGGAACAAUUCAAGUUUCCAGUGAUAUUUUCAGGAAGGACCUUGAUGUGUGCAUAUCUUUUGUGCAGGAAAUGGCUUCAACUGAAAACUUUACAGUCACAGUUCCUACAAGCAUCGUCCAUGACUCAACAUUGAACACAACCUUAGACAAUUAUUCUUAUUACAACUUUGACAAUGACUAUGACGAUGAAGUGUGCAACAGAACAAGCGUCAUGCAGUUUGGAGCGAUCUUCACUCCAGUGUUCUUCUCCAUUGUGGUGAUCCUGAGUCUGUUUGGCAACAUCCUGGUCAUUGUGAUUCUGGCAAAGUAUGAGAAUCUCAAAUCCCUCACCAAUGCUUUCAUCCUGAAUCUGGCUGUAUCGGAUCUCUUCUUCACCGCAGGUCUGCCCUUCUGGGCCUAUUACCACAUGUAUGGAUGGACUUUAGGGGAUCCUGCAUGUAAGAUAGUCAACUUUGUCUUCUCUGUUGGCUUUUACAGCAGUGGUAUCCUCCUCAUCCUGAUGACUGCUCACCGUUAUGUAGCUGUCAUGAAUCCUCUGUCUGGCAUUGUGUCCACCACAGGCUUCUACAGUGUCCUCGCAUCUGUGGUCAUUUGGGCAGUGAGUGUAUUGGCUGCCAGUCCAGCCUUCAUCUUCACCAAAGGUCAGGACCAGAAUCACUGUGUAUACAUGAGUUCUUACUGGAGCUUAUGGGGAAUCUACCAGCAAAAUAUUCUCUUCAUAGUGAGUUCAGUGGUAUUCAUUUUUUGCUAUUCUCAGAUCAUGUGCAGGUUGCUGCGUCCUACUGCCCAAAGAAGGAACAAAACUUUAAAACUUGUUUUUACUCUCAUGGUUGUUUUCUUCGUGGGCUGGGCACCUUACAAUAUAGUCAUAUUUCUGCAGUCAUUGUAUUUCUGGCCCAAACUCCUUGCUGACUCAAAGACUGUGGCUGGAAUGUGUGACCGCAUAGAAGUACUGGAUUACGCCUUUUACAUUAGUCGUCUUUUUGCCUUUUCACACUGCUGCCUCAACCCUGUGUUUUAUGUGUUUGUGGGGAUUAAAUUCAGAAACCACUUGAAGAGAAUGCUGAAGAGCUGGGGCCACAGCAAUAGAAGCAUCCGCAAUAGGCAAAGCCGACUCACAAUCACAUCACUAACAAGUGGUGACGAGUUCUCGAUGUAGUUGAUAUUGAGAGUAGAUUCUUCCAGAUUCUACCAGGUGAAAGAAAACCUAAUUCAAAAUCUCAUUGACAUCUGUAAAAACGCAAAUAACAAAAGAUCCAAGCUUGUAACAGUAAGUCGUGUGGGUCAUUCCAUAUGUCUACAUUAGGAUGUGGUUGAACAGGAAACAGCUGGUUCCAGGUUUCCAGCAUGUUGUUGGAUCCAUGCCACAAAGAAUUCAGGCUGUUCUGAGGGUCAAAGGGGGGGGUUGUACCCAGUAUAAGGAAGAUGUACCUAACACACUGGCCACUGAGUGUAUAAGAAGUAUGAGGCUUUUAUUUGACAACAUAUGUUAUGUACAGUGUUUCGUCUGUAAUUUCAUCCAAUUUUCAUCUUUCCAGUCAAACUGUGCUAUUAAUCAAGAACAAUGAGCCCCAUGUCUCUGGGUUAAUCUGCAUGUGAUUUCAAAUGCAUGUUGAUAAACUGAUUAUACAUAUACAAAGAGAUAAUAUAACUGUAUGUGAUUCACUUUGAUUAACUGAGUUUCACUUUAUGUUUUCAUUUAAUUUCUCCUUUUCACCUUCAACAUUUAAUUUCAGUCAUGCAAUAUUUUCUUUUCAAGAGAGUAUUUUGCUUUUGAUCAUUUGGACUUUAUUUUUUAUAGUGUUUAU
Siniperca chuatsi (mandarin fish) is the source of this 1828-nucleotide messenger RNA. RefSeq names its product chemokine XC receptor 1-like. Gene Ontology annotation, biological process: G protein-coupled receptor signaling pathway; chemotaxis; immune response. The record is from RefSeq and is a predicted model, not a curated record. Gene Ontology annotation, molecular function: chemokine receptor activity. The coding region runs from base 91 to 1179 and encodes 362 amino acids. Gene Ontology annotation, cellular component: membrane. The transcript is spliced from 2 exons. NCBI's taxonomy places the organism in Eukaryota, Metazoa, Chordata, Actinopteri, Centrarchiformes, Sinipercidae.